AUGGACGUCCUGCGCGGUGCCUCCUUUCCCCACCUUGUCGAGCUCGGCAUAUGCAGCGUUGAAAUGGAGCACGGCGCCGUCGAGUCCCUCGUCGCCAGGAGCCCUGUCCUGGAGAUCCUCAACAUCGAGGGAUGCCGAAGGGAGCUGCGUCUACGCCUCGUCAGCCAGAGCCUACGCUGCGUGCAAAUCUGCAGCUCGGUUGUGGAGAACAUCACCAUGGUAAAGGCUCCAUGCCUCGAGCGGCUUAUCCUCUCUGACAGAGUUGGUCGUGGUGCCUUCAGAGUCAGGAUUGUCAAUGCCCCCAAGCUGCACACGUUUGGAUUCUUAGAGCCAGGACAGGUCCUAGAGGUUGGGAAAACGGCCAUCAUGCUCGGGAUAGAGGCAAGCACAAGUACCAUGCUCACAACCGUGAAAAUUCUGAGCUUGAAUGUGCGUUUCGGGGUUCGCAGUGACGUCGAGAUGGUGCCCACCUUCCUCAGAUGUUUUCCCAACGUUGAGAGACUGCACAUUAUGAGCAAAAGAUGCGAUCAACCCAUUGGUAACCACCUCACCCGCAAGUUCUGGGAGGAGUCUGGUCCCAUCGAAAAUGUCGUCUCGCGCAUCCACACGAUGUGCCUCCGCGAGUUCAGAGGGGACACUAGUGAGGUUGGCUUCCUGGAGUUCUUCUUCGGUAGCGCGCGCUCGCUGCGGUCCGCGUUCAUUUUGAUGGCCAAUCCACUUUUCACGCCGUACUCGACCAAGGAGGCGGACGCCAAGGGAUGGUAUGGUUGGGGUUCCUGGGAUGGCUCUGCUCAAACCCAAUCUCACGGCAUUUUACAUUCUGAUUUGCUGGAGUAUGUGGAAGCAAAGGAACAGAGUUUUUUGGAAGCAAAGGGACUGGCUGCUGGGGAAAGGGAAAUUGUUAGUGUCUGGUUGAAUAAUUCAAACAGACCCGAUCUAAUCGAAUUACAAGAAGAACGACCAAUAUUGGAAUGA
This is a messenger RNA of Triticum turgidum subsp. durum (durum wheat), 975 nucleotides long. The record is from the annotation of a GenBank genome assembly. NCBI's taxonomy places the organism in Eukaryota, Viridiplantae, Streptophyta, Magnoliopsida, Poales, Poaceae.